Molecule: messenger RNA, 1729 nt
Organism: Pezoporus occidentalis (night parrot)
Lineage: Eukaryota; Metazoa; Chordata; Aves; Psittaciformes; Psittacidae
Gene: CUNH7orf57
Product: chromosome unknown C7orf57 homolog
Source: RefSeq, a predicted model, not a curated record
AUUCCACCUAGUGUCCUCUUGCAUGCUGCAUGAGGGCAUUUACUCCUUUUGCAGGGCUCUUUUAGAAGAUGUCAGGUGGAAAAAAACACUCUGAAACACUCUGCCCUCUAGGUGAAGCCUAGUACUGCUCAGCCUGUUUGACUGGGGUUCCUGAUCCCCCUUAGAGGAAGUUUUGAUUUUGUUUCAUAAUCUUAAGCUGUGGUGUGCAGUAGAGAUUCAGGAGAGUGGCAACCCAGCAAAUUGCAAAGGAGAGAGAGAGCCUUUGGGAUAAUUGGGCUGUGCAGUUUCUCAUGGACCAGUUAAUGAAGUGACAGCAAACAUAGUCUAAUGUUUUCCACUCCUGAUACCAGGAAGAGUAAGUGCUUUGGGGAAUUCUUAGACAUGAGUUGCAGCAUAGUUAACAUUUAUGUGUACCUAAGAGCUCUUUAAUAGGCUGCCUGCCUUAGGGUAGUUUACUUACACCCACGAAAUUGUAUUUGAUGCACUUGGAGUAACUUGGCAAGUGUCCUGUGACAUAAUUCCUUAGACUUUUUCUUCCUUGUCUGCCACUCCCUUUUCCGAUUAAUGAAGGUUUGUUUACAUUUUCUUUUUUGCUCACUAGAAGUUGAGAAAGUAAUGUAUCUAGAGGUUGGGUGGUGUUGGGAUGUUUUUGGGGAGGCGGGGGACUUAGUUUGCUUGUUUUAUAAAUAAAGACCUGCAAACAGGUACUGCCUUUGCUUUUGUUAAUGUGUGAGGAGGAAAUGGAAACAAAAGGGUAAGUGCUUCUUGCUGUCUGUGCCUCUUGGUGUUCUUGGAAAUAGUUUUCUUCAUGAAGAUGCAUGAUCCCCUGUAUUAGAACACAGUAUAUGAAAUUUGAAUGCCGUUUCAAAACGGAAACCGAAGUUCUCUUGUUGCAUCUGAUCCUCUAGGUGUUGUGUUUACUAUAUUCCCCAGAAUAACCAAGCCUGGUCUUCUGUCUCCAAGCUGAACAGCACAGCAUGUUGCUCAAGUUCCAGGACAGUAAUACCACAUGCCACUAACAGGACCAGAGAAAUCAGUAACCCUUAAGAGCCCACUUCCUCCAACAUCCCAGAUUCCAGGUCUUGGUGAUCUUGCAAAUGCUCCACAUGAAAUGCCAUCCAGGUGCUGCAGGAAGUGGAUCAAAGAGACAGAUUCAGCUUAUGUCAGGCUGGCAAAGCAAGGAGGCCAAUCUGAAUGGUACCUACUGAAGCACUACACUGCUGUGAUAAGUAAAUCCUCUCCAGCAGCAUAUGCUGCACCUGACUGGUACUUGCACUGCUCCAAUCCCCCAGUGACCAAUAAGCCACAGAGCUAUGUUUCCUUUCUACCAGAUUAUGUAAUUCACAGAGAGUUUAAGGCUGAUGAACAUUGUGGUAACCAUUGUGAGAUAAGAGGCCCUUUCGAUUUUGAUACGAAAACUGUUUGGCAGCAGGAUGCUGAGGACAAAGAAAAGGCAGAGAAAAAGAAGGUAAAGCUCCCAGCUAUAAACCCUAAAUAUCCAAGCAGAAUGCCAAAUGUUUCUACGAACAAGGAAUUUAGUGGGAAAAAUAAACUUUCCUUACCACCCAUGCCUGCUCAGAAAAAAAAACGAAGCAGUAAAUUUAGCAAAUUAAUUAGCAAUGGUUAUGGGACUGACUGGCUUCAGCAGUGUACCGGAAGAAACAAAAACAUUAAAGAAACAUCAGAAAAUAGUGAUCAGUCCAAAGAUUCAGAGCCUCAGUCUGAAUAA